Molecule: messenger RNA, 351 nt
Organism: Haemonchus placei
Lineage: Eukaryota; Metazoa; Nematoda; Chromadorea; Rhabditida; Trichostrongylidae
Source: the annotation of a GenBank genome assembly
GUUGAGCUUAUUUAUUUACAGUUGGACUUCUUCAAAAUACACGAGGAAUUCGCUAAGUAUACCAAGGAGUACGGUAGCAUAUUCACGGUCUAUCUGCCUAAGCCUCAUGUAGUUAUUACGGAUUUCGAUGGUGUCAAAGAAGCAUUUGUGAAAAAAGGAGAUGACUUCAUUGGACGUUCCGGCAUUUUUCCAGACACUUUAUUCCAGAAUGUUGAGAACGGCGGAGUAAUUUUUUCGCAGGGCGAAAACUGGAGAGAACAGCGUCGAGCAUCGCUACACAUUCUCAGAGAUUUUGGAAUGGGAAAGAAUUUGAUGGAAGAACAGGUACUGACUUGGGUGUGUAUGAAAUAG